GGUCUGUUUCCACGCUGUAUGACUCUAUGACACUGGUUAAUGCUGGCGAAAUCUGUUAGUUUCCUCUGGGAAGCGUAACACACACUCAGCCGAGAUGACAAUCUUUUCCCUUCUGUUGUGGGUGCCCAUAUCUCCAUGAAAUCCAAACACAGCUCCCGGUUAUUUAAUCAUGUUCCAACUCCAAAGGUCAGAAAACAGCAGAGUUUAUGUUUCAUGUUGGCAACCUUUCAUCAAUGACCUGACACGAUAGCUCUGUUUCUCGCUCCACAGGACUGCUGAGUCUUUCCAGCUUUUUAUUUUGGAUUUCCCGCAUUCUCCAUUUGCGACUCCAAAGCUUUGUGGCUCAAGGGGAAUUUGGUUGAAACUUCCUCCAGGACUUGCUUUCCAAAAGGGAUGUUGUGGGGAUGCAUUCCCUUUGGUCAUCCUUGUUUGAAUCCAAGAUUGGACAGAUUGAAGGAGGGCAGUAUCAGGCAGGGUCUGUCACAGACUGAGAAAUGUGUCAGCCAGUGUGGGACUUUCCUUUCAAUAGAAUUUCCAGAAUGGAAAUAAGUCAUUUAGCCCAACUGGUCCAUGUCGUGCUUCUGUUCAACACAGGCUCCCUCCUGUGCAUCCCACUUCAUUUUGUCCUGUCAGCAUAAUGUUCUAAUGCUUUCCAGGGUCAGUUAGCUCAGUUGACUGGACAGCUAGCCUGCAAUGCCAACAGUGUGGGUUCAAUUCCCAUCACCGGCUGUGGUUAAUGUGAAGGACUGCCCUUCUCAACCUCUCCCCUCAGCUGAGGCAUGGUGACCCUCAGGUUAAACUACCACCCAUCAGCUCUCUCCAAUGAGUCUGGUAAGACUAUGGUGACUAGUUUUACCUAUUUCUUUCUUCCCUGUGUUCAUGCAUGCUGCACCAUGGCUUUCCGCUUUACCUUCAGUGGAGGCAUUCAAGAGGACGUUAGAAGAUUUUUCGGUAGUAAUGGUGUGUGGGUAAAUGCAGGAGAUUGGCACAAGUUAUGGAGCUGGUAUUGAUAAUGGGAGCAGGUAUUGAUAAUGGAGCAGGUAUUGAUAAUGGGAGUAGGCAUUGAUAAUGGAGCUGGUAUGGAUAAUGGGAGCAGGUAUUGAUAAUGGAUCAGGUAUUGAUAAUGGAUCAGGUAUUGAUAAUGGAGCAGGUAUUGAUAAUGGAUCAGGUAUUGAUAAUGGAGUAGGUAUUGAUAAUGGAUCAGGUAUUGAUAAUGGAUCAGGUAUUGAUAAUGGAUCAGGUAUUGAUAAUGGAUCAGGUAUUGAUAAUGGAUCAGGUAUUGAUAAUGGAUCAGGUAUUGAUAAUGGAGCAGGUAUUGAUAAUGGAGCAGGUAUUGAUAAUGGAGCAGGUAUUGAUAAUGGAGCAGGUAUUGAUAAUGGAGCAGGUAUUGAUAAUGGAGCAGGUAUUGAUAAUGGAGCAGGUAUUGAUAAUGGAGCAGGUAUUGAUAAUGGAGCAGGUAUUGAUAAUGGAGCAGGUAUUGAUAAUGGAGCAGGUAUUGAUAAUGGAGCAGGUAUUGAUAAUGGAGCAGGUAUUGAUAAUGGAGCAGGUAUUGAUAAUGGAGCAGGUAUUGAUAAUGGAGCAGGUAUUGAUAAUGGAGCAGGUAUUGAUAAUGGAGCAGGUAUUGAUAAUGGAGCAGGUAUUGAUAAUGGAUCAGGUAUUGAUAAUGGAGCAGGUAUUGAUAAUGGAGCAGGUAUUGAUAAUGGAGCAGGUAUUGAUAAUGGGAGCUGGUAUUGAUAAUGGAGUUGUGAAUAAUAAUGGAGCUGGUAUUGAUAAUGGAGCUGGUAUUGAUAAUGGAGCUGGUAUUGAUAUUGGAGCUGGUAUUGAUAUUGGAGCUGGUAUUGAUAAUGGGAGCAGGUAUUGAUAAUGGGAGCAGGUAUUGAUAAUGGAGUUGUGAAUAAUAAUGGAGUUGGUAUUGAUAACGAAGCCGGUAUUGUUGUGGUUCUGUUUGCCGAGCUGGGAAUUUGUGUUGCAGACGUU
Messenger RNA from Chiloscyllium plagiosum (whitespotted bambooshark), 1977 nucleotides. Lineage: Eukaryota; Metazoa; Chordata; Chondrichthyes; Orectolobiformes; Hemiscylliidae. The record is from RefSeq and is a predicted model, not a curated record.